Messenger RNA from Anolis carolinensis (green anole), 12349 nucleotides. It is a transcript of the gene uspl1, whose product is annotated as ubiquitin specific peptidase like 1. The coding region runs from base 6488 to 9706 and encodes 1072 amino acids. Gene Ontology annotation, cellular component: Cajal body. The transcript is spliced from 8 exons. Gene Ontology annotation, biological process: protein desumoylation; Cajal body organization. The record is from RefSeq and is a predicted model, not a curated record. Lineage: Eukaryota; Metazoa; Chordata; Lepidosauria; Squamata; Anolidae. Gene Ontology annotation, molecular function: SUMO binding.
UAUAUUAUUAGUAUUCCAUUGUAUUACAUUUAAAAUAUUAUCAAUAUUAUAUGUAUACAGUGUUCCCUCACUUAUCGCUGGGGUUAGGUUCCAGGACCACCUGCAAUAAGUGAAAAUCCGCAAAGUAGGGACACUGUAUUUAUUUUAAUAUUUAUACAUUAUUUUAGUAGUUAUACACUGUUUUAAGUCUUUAUCAACCAAGUGUGUUGAUAAAUCUCCUUCUCCUCCUGUUGCUGCUUGGGCUCCUUUUCUCUCCGUUUGGCUUCUCCUUCCUCCUUUCCUUAAGCUGUAAAUUGUAUUUUUUUAUGAUUUAUAAUAGUCUUUUAGAGUUUAUUGAAUAACCACGAAACAGCGAAUCCAUGAAAAGUGAACCACGAAGUAGUGAGGGAACACUGUAUACACUAUAUUAUAUUAUUAUAUAUCAUUGUAUGUUAUAUUGUAUAUUAUAUACAUUAUAUAUAUAAUAUACUAUUAUAUUGUUAGCAUAGGAUGUUACUAGAAUCAUAGAACAAUAGAAUUGGAAGAGACCUCAUGGGCCAUCCACUACAGCCCCCUGCCAAAAAGCAGCAAAUCGCAUUCAAAGCACCCCCAACAGAUGGCCAUCCAACCUCUGCUUAAAAGCCUCUAAGAGACUUCCACUGCCAAACAGCUCUCACAGUGAGGAAGUUCUUCCUAAUGUUCAGGUGGAAUCUCUUUUCCUGUAGUUUAAAGCCAUUGUUCCAUUGCAUCCUAGUCUCCAGGGCAGCAGAAAACAAUCUUGCUCCCUCCUCCCUAUGACUUCCCCUCACAUAUUUAUACAUGGCUAUCAUGUAGAAUAGCCAUGUAUAAGUGGCUACUAGGGAGAAGGGCCUCCAGCUGAUGGCACAGGAGACAAGAUGAAACUGUCUUCCUAGCUCCCCGUGAUCAUGAUUUUGGUGUUAUUGAUCAUCAUCUUAGUAAGAAAGCAGUAUUGUUGGAGAGUUUUAAGCACAUGUUUUACUAGCAAGAUUAAGAAAUAAGUUGAAAUAUUAGAAAUAUUAUUUAAAUGGGGCAUGGCCUUGUUGUCUAGGAGAGUUUCCAUCAUCUUCAUAUCUGCUAUGUUCCCUGGUGGGGAUUUUCCUUCAUUUUAUUUAUUUACUAGCUAGAGUACAUGGUAUUGCCCAGGUUAUUUGAAAAAGUCCGUUUUUAGUUGUACAAAAUGCAUAAGGAUGUGGGUGAACUACAACUGACAUCAUGCCAGGUUAACCCUGAGAAAGUCCCUCAGUAAUUAAAGUUUGUUAUGUUGGGCAAAUUUGCUCUGGGUUCAUCAUCGGUGGGGUUCAGUGUGUUCUCUGGCGGAAGGGUCCCACUAUGGUGAGUCAGUCCCCUCAAACCCUUCCAGUAGGUUCAGUUGGUCAUGGGUGUUCUGUGUGUCAAGUUAGUUCCAGGUCCAUCAUUGGUGGAGUUCAGAGUGCUCCUAGAUUUCAGGUGAACUAUAUAUCCCAGUCCCUACAACUCCUAUAAAUCAUGGUGUAUUCUCCCCAAAGCCCUCCAAUAUGUUCUGUUGCUGAUCAAUUCCUCUGUUGGUAAGGGAGAGGCAGUGGGCGAGGUCAUGAAAAUUCCACACCAAUGGAGAGAGUAAGAAACACUGGGAUAUCUGUGGUGGAGGAAAAACAGAAAAUCUAGGAGGAAAUUGUCCCCGAAUGAAAGUCUUCACCUGCGUUGUGGGCAGUAUGGUGUUGGUGGAGAACAAUGGCAGAGCUCUUGAAUAUGUUCACAGCACUUGCUAUAACCUGCAAUGUCAUUGGAGGGAGGGCCAUUGGAGUCUCUUGCAUAGUGGAAGUUAAAGCUAUUUGUGGAGGCAGGAGCCUGUCUGUAUAAGUGGACACCCCAGCCACAUACACACAUACAUAUUUUCACUUUUAUUAUGUGUAUAGAUUACUGCAUUUAUACUCCACCAUUCUCACCCUGAGGAGGACUCAGAGCGGCUCACAAAAAAGGCAGAAUUUAAUGCCGCAUAUACAUCUAAACAAGAAAACAAAACAUUAAAACCAAAAAUUUAAAAACAUUCAAACUUAAAACCAAUUAAUUAAAACUACGCAAUCCAAAAGCAUAAUCCAAGAGUCAUUCUGGUCAUGAAUUGCAAUAUUCCACAUUCACUUAUUGUACUGAAAGUUAGUUUCCAAAGGCUUGGUCCUACAUCCGCGUUUUCAGUAUCUGAAUGUCGGCAGGGAGGGCACUGAUCUAAUUUCAUUGGGGAGGGAGUUCCAUAGCUGAGGGGCCACCACUAAGAAGGCCCUAUCUCGUUCCCACUAGUCGCACCUGCAAAGACCUCAUCCUCAACAGCCAGGUCUUCAAGUCUUCUUAAAAGUUGUGAAAGUGGCUGCUGGUCUUAUUUCCUUGGGUAGGGUGUUCCAGAGCCAGGGGGCCACUGUUUAAAAGCCCUCUCUCUCAUCCCCACCAGCCUCACUUGCAGUGGGAGUGGGAUCGAGAGAAGGGCCUCCCCAGCCAAUCUUAAAGCAUUUUGCUAAAUCCAGUUUUGUUCCAAGUACCUUUGAUUCAAUGGUUCUGAAUCAAUAUCCGAUACUGUUAACUGAGACUAACAAUUGGAUUUAAGCAUAUGCACUAUUGAAUUUGUGUGAAGAAUGUUUUACUUAUCUCUCCUACUUUACAGCAUUUGUAACUCAACAUAGGUAAUUAAUAUAUUAUGUAUUAAUAUUUCAUAAUAAAUACUUUCUGGGGGAAAUUACAUGAAUUAUACAUACCUCCAAGAUGUAAACUGUUCUACUGAUUUAUAAAUUAAUAUAUUUUAAUGUUCAGGGUUACACUAUUAUUAAAAACAGUAUUCUAGCAACAAUUUUCCAUAUCUGUUAUUAAUAUUCAAUUGACUAGAAGCAGUAGCAAAAAACGUUAUUUUUAAACAGAACCACCGUUAUAGCAGAACAAUCAACAGCUGUCUACAAAGCAAAUGUGAACCUUAAUCAAAACACUUUGCCCACAAUUUGGAACUGGAUGACAAUUUGUUCCCCCUUUUUUGAAGUGCCUAGCUUCUGUACAUUUCAUAAAGUACUCAUUGUGUCAGAAACAUGUACAGUCUGUUUAAAACAAUACUAUUAUAACAGUGUUCUACAAAAUAUUAUAACGUUCCCACUUGAAUUCCUCCGUUAAUAAACAUGUCACAGAAAAAUGCUUGCAUUCAAAAUGAUUGAAGUUCAGUUAAUUAGUAUUGCUGCUGCUUUACAUAUUAAAGUUGCCAACAUUCCCAGCUCAUUCAAUUGGCUGGACUUUUAAGCAAUCAUUACUAUUAAUUAACAGAUGCUAAAGCAACAUUGAUCACAUGCUCAAAUAGAGAUACAUGACCAUGUUUGCUGAUAUAAUUUGCUGUGAGUUAUAAUGUCUAUGCAAGACCAUGUGAGUGUUACCUAUUUUUGUUGGUGCUGCCUUACUUGAUUGCAUUGUGCAUACUGUAAUGUCUUCAUCAAGGUAUGUAAGAUCCUAAUGGCCAGGUAUUUCAAAUGUCUUCAGCUGGCCAACAAUAACAUGAACUGUGAUUUGUUUGUGGCAUCCAUAGAGGUGUAUAGCAGUGUUAAAGUAAUUCACCCAUCAUACUGGAUUGUUUUUGUCUCACUAACUUUUGGCAAUCAACUGUAUGCCUUGUUCCUUGUGAUACAGUUUUGCCUUACAGUGUAGUUUGCCUCCAUCUAAUAUGUUUUUCAUCUGCAUCCAGUUGACCACAUGCAUGAGGUAAUAGUGUCUAUCUGCUGGUGACUGCACACAUGUGUCUAUAUCACCUCCAGGGAUUUACUUAAUACCUAUCAAUAUCAUUUCUGUCAGGAUAACUGUUUCUUUGUCCAUACAUCUGUGUCCCUGCAAGCCUUUUAGAAACUCCCAGAUAUUCUAGCAUUAUAAUUAUGAGGGAUAAUGCACAAAGGAUCCUAUUGCAAAGAAAUAGUGCACUAAUAGUUCUGAUAUCCAUACCCAUGAAAAUAGUUUCAGGCACAAACACAUAUAAAAAUAAGUUUUUAUUUAUAUUCUUAAUAAACAGAGUUAAUAAACAUAUACCUAAGUGAACAUAGUGUUUGCAAACCUGUCUGGGUGUGUCCAAAAUACUUUCACAUUUACAUGAUAUAGCUCCUGGCUUGCAAUGGAAAUUGUACAUUUUUUCUCCUAUGCAUUUAUCAUUAAGUAAAAUCCAUCAUCCAAAAGUUCUUUGAAGUCUUCAAGACUUUUGAAAAGUCACUAUUUUUAAAGAAUAUUAAAGUAUAUAAUGGAAGCAAUGAUAAUACAGGAACACAUGUGCCACAGAAUAGUAAUGUAGACAUACUGAACAGUUAUUAAUAGUAUACUAUUCACGAACUGUUGUUGUGAUCAAUAUCUAGAGCAGUGGCUCCCAACCUUGGUCCUCCAGGCCCUCCUGGGAUUUCAACUCCCAGAAAUCCCAGCCAGUUUACCAACUGUUAGGAAUUGUGGAAACUGAAGUCCGAGACACCUGGGGGACCAAAGGUUGGGAACCACUGACCUAGAGAAUCUGUACUCUUCAGCAGCAUUUGAAUUUAAAGUUGAAGGCCCUGUCCAUCUCCUAUAUUAUAGUCAGAAGGAGAUGUGACAUUUAUUGUUUCCAUUUAUAUUAACUAAUGUUUAAUGUAUGGACUGAAAGUAAUCUUAAGUAUGAUUUGUGUUUUGUCCAAAUAUCUUAAAGGUACCAGAUUCCAUUGGAACCUGGAAGUUAAAUGGGGUCACAGCUGAUACUUGGAUAUGAAUACCAGAUGCUAUAAGCUUGAUUUCAUUGGAAGGAACUGGCAAAGCCUCUUCUUUAUUCUUUAUCUUGGUAAACUCUAUAAAAUUCAGAGGUUGCCAUAACUUGACAAGUGAUAUGAAGAUGUGGGUGUGUGAAUGCACAAGUAUGGUUUGUACUGGUGAUGCCAUGAGAUUGUUUUUACACUGAAAAGAUUAUUUGUUGACAUGGGACUACAGUACAAAGAUGCUACCAAGAAUUCAGCUGAACAAAUUCAGGAUUGUCAUAUCGGUCUCUGAUAACCUAGAAAUGUGUAGUAUGGCAAAGUACAAUGAAAUCAAAAGCCAUUGUCAGGAACACUUGUAUGGGCUAUACAAGCCAAAUGGCACUUAGUAAGCUUCUUAAUGGCACUUCUCUUAGCUUCUUAAUGCACCAGGCUACAUUUAAACUGAGACAGUGGUUAGAGUGUUUCUCCAUGUAAGCAUUGCAUGUGCCUCACUGAAGCAUAUCAAAUGCUUAUCACCAGUCCCACUUUAUAGCUGCUUGCUACAUAGUCUAGAUCAGUGUAGUCCAGCUUUUAGUUACCCGAGGGCCAAUCAAACUUUAGUAUAGGAAUGUGAGCCAGAGACAUUCCAGAAAGAAAACAAAUUACAUAAUUGCAUUCAAAAACUUAAAGCAAUAAGAAAGGUAAACAAUUUUUUUUCCAAAUGUUGGAUUUAUUUUUUUUCCAGUAAGAAGGGCAAGGGUCAACAAAAAUGAAUUGGUGGGCCGUGGAUUGGACCGCACUGGUCUAGAUCAUACACAGAUCAGCCAAGGGUAAUCAUUGAUGUAAGAGAGAAUAACUAGACCAGGUCUGUUUGGAACUUCUGAGUAGAUUCUGCUUGUGAGUUUUUAACACUUAUUUGCAGUACUGAAUUUCAGUUUAAACACAUCAUGGAUCCAGUGCUGUAGAGAAUAUGAGAUUUCUUUUUGUUUAAAAUGACUUUUCUUGGUCAGAUUCCAGAAGCAAUUUAUUAACACAAGUUAAAGUUUGUUUGAACCAAAUGUUGGUUGAUUUCCUAGCUGCCUACUACAUUUUAGGGAUUCAGGACCACAACUUCAUGUGGUCACCUGUUCCUAUUCUUUUCACCUUUGGUUUGUACAUUCUCCACCCUUCCCAAAUAUUAACUAUUCUGUAAUAUUUCUCAUGCAUUUGCUACACCAGGAUACUAAUUUUUAAACCAAAGUUUGGGAAACUUUUUCCCAAGUUUUGAUCAGAAUUAGAAGUAUUAGGUAGUGCUGCUCCACUGUACAUAAUGCAUUUGCUCAGUGCUGCAUACACCACAGAUAAGGCUUUCUGUCCAACAUAUGUGACUCAGUAUAUGGCAGUGUAGCCUACCUAUCAUGUUUAAAACUUGCAACCAUAUUGUCUUGUAUGUUUGAGCAAGAACUGUUAUGGAGAAUUUAUAUUUGCUUUUCGACAUAUGGUGUAAUUUCUGUAUGUGAAACAGCAGCAGUGCUUUCCAAGACCCGUUGAGGUUGUUUAUCUGUUUAACAAAAAUGAACCAUUAGCUUAGUUUGUUGCUUUACAUCCUUGUGGCGACAUGAAUGUUUUCAUGCAUGUGUAUACACACUCUUUUUCUUCCUGUUUCGCUGAAAAUGUUCCCCUUAUUUCUGUGUUUUCAAGAGUUGCUGUUGGAAAAAUUCUUAUUUAACUUUUUCUAUUCAUUUCUUAUUUUUCAGAGUGUGUGAAAAAAAUCCUUAAGACUAUUGAAAAUGUUUGAAGUGACAAAAUUUAGCCAGUGCCUCUGAGUGAUGGAGAACCAGAAGAUUGGAAAUGGUUUGCAAGUGACUGAUAUAGGGACAUCUGCACUCCCCAUGGUGGGGUAUUUGGGAAAAGACUGUAGUCCUGAAGCAAGUCCAGAUGAAUGCUGUCCAUCUUGCAAGAAGAAGGGCCUGAUAUGGUCUUUGAGAACAUAUCGCAUCAAUUUUAAAGAAUCUAUUUUCCUAUGUGAAAAUCCACAGUGCAUCUACCCUUUAGGAUUUGAACCACUGAGCAACAUUAUUACUCCCAUUGAUCCAAAAGGUUAUCAGUCUCAGGAAACCAACAGGAAAAGGAAGUUUUUCAUCACAAACCCGGUGACACCUUCUGUUGAACCACAUUCAAAAUUGAGUAGGACUGAUAACUCGAUAGACGAUAAGCAAACAUUGACUCCUAAUCUAAUUCCCAAGUGCAAUGGAAGUCAUCUGUUUGAGACCCCCUUGGGGCAACCUGAUGUUUCAGAAGCCCAUCAGCCAGACAUCUACAAUACAGCUGAACCAAUGGAGAUGCAAAUGGCCUUGGAAAUGGCAGCUACAGAAAACUUACCUGGGAUGUCUAGCUUGGAAACACAGCUUUUGUCGGGUCCUGAAAGUGGUUCAUCACUGUCUCAGACUUUGCCUCAAGACAAACAGCCUCUGCCAGAACAAUUGUGGCUUCAGUGGAGGAAUGUGCACGCUCUCUGCUGGUUAGAUUGUAUUCUGUCAGCACUUGUGCAUUUAGAAACACUGAAAAGGCUCCACAGUGAAUCCAUCGCAGAAAGUACAUGUAUAUUCCAGAGACUGUUCACAAAAUAUAACCAAGCAAUUGCACUAGUGAAUAAUUGUCAAAGAGGUGAAGCUAUUUCAGAGAUUCCUUCAGAGGGUCUGUCAAAAGCUGAAUUGCAUCUUAAUGAAAUCAGGAACAUAAUUUUUGUCCAGCUUCAGCCUCAACUUAAAUGUAAAUUGGGUGAGGAGGAAAGUCCGGUGUUUGCUUUUCCUUUACUUCUAUGCAAAGACUCAAAAAUAGAGAAUUGCUUUCUCCACUCUUUUUCAUGGAAUUUUGAAUGCUUACAGUGUGGCCAUCAAGUCAUUGACAGGUGUCAGAAGGUGUUGACAACAUUUACAAAUAUAAUUCCAGAAUGGCACCCCCUAAAUGCUGUUCAUAUUGCUUCUUGUGAUAACUGUAAUCACAAAUCUCAAAAAAGAAAAAUGGUGUUGGAAAAUGUCUCCUCUGUACUUAUGAUGCAUUUCGUUGAAGGUUUGCCACAUAAUAACUUGACAGCCUAUUCAUUUCAAUUUCAAAAUGAUUUCUAUCAAGUAAAAGCUGUUAUUCAAUACCAGACAUCAGGAAGACACUUCAUAACAUGGGUCUUGAAUUCUGAUGAAACAUGGCUUGAGUGUGAUGACUUAAAGGGCUUGUACUGUAGAAGACAUAAGAGCUUUACUGUUCCUCCAGAGGAGAUUCACAUUGUCAUCUGGGAGAGGUUAGCACCACAAAGGACCAAUGACAGAGAUUUGGAGUUGCAAAGUAAAGAAUCCAUGAAUAUUCCCCUUUUAAAAGAACACCCAAAAUCGCCAUUGAAAAAUCUUAACAACAAGCAUCUUAAAAAUCAUUCUUUCAUUAGUCAUUGUGAGGAUAGGCUGGGGACAAAUAUAAAUAAGGCGCAAACCUUAGAGGGCAAUAACCAAAGCAAUUUGCUUUGGGGCUUGGAGAAUCUGGCCGACGAUGAUGUCAUAACAUUGACCCUUGUAAGUGUCCCACUUGACUCAGAAGGUAAACCACUAGAAGAGAGCCAUAUAGAAGAGAGCCUGUUAGCCAAUGCAGGAACACCACAGCUGCAAGAUGUAGGUCAGGUUAAUAUGCUUCCAUUUACUUCUGAAGAAAACAUUUCUCAUAAUGAGAGCAUUCUACCUGAACACAGGACUGUUCCCUUGCAUCAAGAAUUGCCAGGCAAUGAAAGUAACCUAUUUAUUAUGCCAACAGUUCUUCUAAGCAAUAGCAGUAACUUACAAACAGCAUUACCAGUUCAGGAGGCAGAACCUGAAGCCAACCUAGUUCCUGUUAAAGAUAGUGGCUUGGUGAAUGCCAAAAAUGAAGCCACUAAAACAAAAUCCAAUAAUACUUGCCAGAGAGCACCUAAUACGUUGGAGAAGAAAAGAAAAAUAACAGGACAUUGCCAUGUUCCUGCUUCAAGUAAUUCCUCUCAGUCACCUCCUAAGAAUGGAAUGAAAUCAGCCAAUUGGGUAAAGACUUUGCUUGGAAGAUGUCCUUCUGUGCCUAAAAGUGCCUCAGUUUUUAUAAAAGAGGAAACGUCCUCUAAAAAGCCUACUUUAUCUGGUAGGCAUGCCCUUCACUUCCGUGGCUUCGAAACAAAGUUUUCAAGAAAAUUGGCCAAGCAGGAUUCCCCACCUACGAAUCUGCUUCCACCUUCUGCCACUUCUCUUUCCCAUCCCACUAUUAAGAAGCAUGCUGCUGUUGGAAGUGACGGAACUGUAACUAACAAAUCAGGCUCUUGGGUAACUUUGAAUAAACAAAUUCAGCCCAAUCAAAAUUGCAAUGAAAAUAAAAAAACUAUAUCUCUCAAAAAUGGCAAGUUGGUUGUUGAUCAAACACAACAACUCCGUUUUGAACUUCUUCAACAGCUUAAAGCUAAAAAGGAAAAACUAGCUUCUCUAGACAAACUAGCAAAAUCUCAAGUUAGAAAGAAAAGGUCUAAGAAAACAGAAAAGAACCAGUCACAACCUGGAUCCCAGAAAGAAGGUGAUUCCCUGCAGAGAUUGUUAAAUGAUCUGCAACGCCAGAUUGAUGUUGAAGAUAGUAAAUCCGUGAAUUCUCCAGCCACCACUGUGUCACAGUGCAGCAGUUCAAGUUACGAUGACAUUUUAUCUGAGCUGCUCUCUCCAGCCACAACUGUUGCGUCCUUGGAGCUUCCGCAUGAAGAAGAAUGUAGAUACCUGGAAAUGGGGGGCGGCAGUCCAAUUUCUUCCAUAUCGAAUGAGAACCCUGAUGAGAUCAUAGGUCAUGACCACAACUAUCACACUCCAGAAAAGCAAAAUGGAGUUGAGGACCAGACAGACUUGUUAGCAGUCAGGUCACCUCUGAAGAAACUUGAAUUUGGCAAUCCUGAAAAACAAGAUUUUCUGGAUGAUCUCUUUCCUAGUUCCAUGUUAAAUUCAAUAAUGGCUGAUGUUGAAGACCUGCAUAAUUUUGACGAAACACUAUUAACUUUGUAAAUUGCAUUUUAACUAUUGGACAUGUUUUUGUGAGUUGGCUUUUAAAGCAAACAUUGACAUUUUGAGCAGAUUUGCACAUGGUUUAACUUGAAUAUUUGGAAUGUGAAACAUUUUUAUGGGUAAAUGUUUUUUCUUGUGAGAUGAAUUGGGCUUGUGUGUUUUUUCUUUAAAAAGGUCUUAGAUCAAAGAAAGGAAAAGUUGAAUUUAAAUCCCUUGUCAUAUAUAAUUGAUGAAGUAUGAAGUUGUGAAACUGAUUGGCAAAUGCCAUAAUUAAGACAUUAAGGCCUGUUAUCAUUUCAAGAUCACUUAAAUUGAAGUACAAAAUUGCUGAACUAUAAAAGGAUGUAAGCUAACACACAUACACAAGCUCCAUUAUUUCAGGUUGGUAUGCUGUCAGAACUAACAUUGGCAUAGCCAGGGGUUUUGAAUGGAUGCAGUUGAGAGCCAGUAUAAUGUCAUGGUUUGAGCAUCAGAUAAAGACGGGAAAUCAGGUUGAUUUCUCUCUCGGCCAUGAAAACCUACUAGGAAACCUUGGGCAAGUCGCACAGUCUCAGCCCCAGAAAACCCCAUGAUAGAUUCACCUUAGAGGCACUAUAAGUCAGAAAUGACUUGAAGAUAAUGACAUCCCAACAAGGAUGGCUCUAAUGCAAGCAUCAAGGCAGUGCAUUGUUGGCUAGGGAGGCAGGAAGGGAAUGGAGUGAAGGGAAUGCAAAGAGGUGUGCCAGCAAAGGGUAGACUGUCAAGGGGGAAAGAAGAACAAGAAGGAACCAUAAUAGUAAGUUUGCAGCUGAUAAAUGUGGCUGCUCCUCUUUUGCCUCAUGGGUUCAUAAAAGGAGGCAGUUUCAGUGCUCUGGUUUUCUCAGAUCAUUAUGCCUGGUUGUUGUGUCACUUUUCAAGCUGUUCCUUGACUUAUGAGAAUCCUAAGACAAACAUCCAAGUUUUUCUUGAUGAGAUUCAUUCAGCGGGUGUUUGCCUUAGUCUCUCUGAGGCUGAGAAUGUGGCUUGCUCAAGGUUGCCUAGCAUAUUUCCAUGGCUGAGCAGGGAUUCAAACCCUGGUUUCCAAAGCUGUUGCCUGAUGUUCAAGCCACUAUCUUCCACUGCGCUGGCUGCCACACCAGGUUUCUUGCCUGGCCGAGCAGCAAAUUCCUGUUAUUACUAUAGGGCAAAGCAUGGCAGGUUGUGGUGAGACAGAUGAAAGAGAUUUCUUGCCAGGAAAUGGAGAAGGAUAGGACCAUAUAUACACCUGUUUUUAUUCCUAUUUUAUUAUGAGACUUCUCACACCAUUGACACCACCCAGCCCGAACAAUAAAAGUCCAUAAAUAGUUUUUAUAAUAUCACGGACAAGCAAAAAAAAAAAUCUCACAUAAUAAUCCUGUAUUUGCUGCCCCUUUCAGAGAGUCUUUUAAAAUGGUCAAGCAAGUCUUCCAUCUGAACUGUUCGCAUUUAUAACCUAUAUUACAGAUAAUGCUCUGAUAUUUUUAGAUGUAAUAUACUCUUGAUUAUUUUAUUACAUUCUGUUGCCUACAAAGUUUGCACUUGAAAACUGCAACCAAGUUCCAAAAAUGAAAUCUAAUGUUUUAAGUAAGUUUUCUAUUUUGUGUGGGCCACAGGUUGGACAAGCCUGCUCUACAGUGAGCACAAAAUAGGCACACACAUAUAAGAUAAUUACACCUCUGUGUGCCACUAACUGGAUAACAGCCAUUGUGAGUUCACGCCUUAAUUCUGCUUUUUUCUGAUUUGCUGUCCUUUUCUUGCUUCAGAGGGUGUGGGGUGGGAGUAAAAUUCCCAAAACAGCACUAGCAAAUGUGAGCUAUCUGUAGUUUUGAGAUCAAGUUCAGCAAUGACUCUACAUUUCAGUGAUUUAGUUUAGAACAGAUCUUUAAAGUAUCUGAUGUUGGGGACUGGCAGGAUUCCUUCCCCCCCACCCCCCACCCCCAAAAAUGUCUAUAGGCCAACAGCAUAUACGGAUUCAGUGUAAUUACCUGUUCCUUUCUACUGGAGACUGGCAGCCAAUGACUUACCGACUGGCACCUCUCCAUGUUCCAUCAUUUUGAGUAACACUGUCUUCAAUGUGAGCAGACUUCCCUUCUUUGAAUAAAGAUUUCAGGAAACACCCAUUCCAGCUGAUAGCAUUUGUGUCGUUACUGUGAUUUGUCCUUUAAUGAUUCACAUAAUUUAAUGGCAUGCUUGGACUGACUGUAUUUGAUUCUUUAUGAAGUCAAUGGAGAGUAACAUUUCUCUCCCUAAUGUUUACCUUCCCGGAUAGGCAAGUGAUCUACCAACAGUGCCUCUGGUAUGUCUCAAUUGAAUUUCACCCAGUCUUUUUUAUUGUUCCCAAAUAUUAUUGAAACACUUCUGACUCAGGUGGCAAAGAUAACCUGCUGUUAGCAUAUUGAAAAUACCUAAUUCCCAAACCUUCAUCAUGAACUUUAUGUAAAUAUUGCAUAAUAUGUUUAUGUUUGAUGGUUUAUAGUUUUAAUGAUUUAAUUUAUAGUCCUAUGUUUUUGUUUUAGAUGUGUGAUAAUACUGUUUUUAAUCGUAUGUGAGGCAUUGAAUUUUUGCCAUUUAUUUGAUGUGAACCGCUUUGAGUCCCCCAGGGGUGAGAAAAGCGGUUUAUAAAUGAAAUAAAUAAAUAAAAUUGGA